GAACAAGGCGAGUGGUGUUGUCACCUCUUUUCUUUGAAUUUCCACCAACCCUUCCACUCUGUUUUUGAGUUUGACUCUCACAACAGAAAAAAAAACAAGAACCAUGGUGGACCAUUUCAUUGUUUGCAUUGAUCGUAUAAUACCUUCCACCUCUUGUUUACCAUCACCGCCGCACCAUGAUCAUGUCCCUCCCUUCAUUCAACUUGGUCCAGAACAAGAACAAGCCUGCUCCUCCUCCAAUUCUUCCUCUUCAAAUUACAAGCGUCACGAUGAUGAUGAUGAUGAUGAUGUGGUUGUGGAGUGUAGAAUAUGUCAAGAGGAAGAUCAAAUCCAUUCCAUGGAGGCCCCUUGUUCCUGUAAUGGCACUCUCAAGUUUGCUCAUAGGAAGUGCAUCCAAAAAUGGUGCAACAAGAAAGGAAAUACAAUAUGUGAAAUCUGCAAUCAGAUAUUUUCACCAAACUAUUCUCUUCCAAUAGUCAGAAGCAACGACAUUAUAGCAAUUGAUCUAAGGCAAGAAUGGGAGCGUAAUACAGAUCUUCGUGUUGCUCUAACAUCAGCGGAGAACCAUUUAAUGCAAAGAGAAUAUGAAGAAUAUGCUAUCACACAAACCAGUAGCAUCGCUUGCGUCCGCUGUGCCACUCUCAUUUUGCUGAUAGUCUUGCUUGUACGCCAAGCCUUAAUGGUUACAACGAACUCUGCAACCAGGCGCGAUUCAUCAAGAAUGUUUGAUUUUGAGAUGUCACUUCUUCAAUUUGCCAGCAUUCUUUUGCCGUGUUGCGCAAUGGCACGUUCCUGGUAUCUCAUACAGAACAGAAGAAGACAGGGUUAAGCAAGGGAAGAGUACACAUGCUGAUAAUUUCCUUUUCGUUUUUUCGGUCAACAUUUUCCUUGGUUAUCAGAGAAAAAUUGUAGAAGUUACAUACAGAAGCUACAUGGCUUUUUGUAUGUCAAAUGUAUUGAAUUUGUACAUUGUGUUAGCUGAUAAAAAAAAUAAAUAAAAAUGUGAUGGGAAUGGGAAAUGAGCAAAUAGCUAAUUUCAGUGUGGCAUUUAAGCCAUGGAGCAACCUUACCUGAUUGCUGAAUCUUUGAACUUUAGUUAUAACAAUUGUUGUUCUUGAUGGCAAUGCCAGAGGGGAUCACCCAGGGUGGCCUUCUCUUCAU
Messenger RNA from Arachis duranensis, 1161 nucleotides. RefSeq lists its product as uncharacterized. Gene Ontology annotation, molecular function: ubiquitin-protein transferase activity; zinc ion binding. The transcript has 7 exons. Gene Ontology annotation, cellular component: membrane. The record is from RefSeq and is a predicted model, not a curated record. NCBI's taxonomy places the organism in Eukaryota, Viridiplantae, Streptophyta, Magnoliopsida, Fabales, Fabaceae. Gene Ontology annotation, biological process: protein ubiquitination. The coding region runs from base 104 to 829 and encodes 241 amino acids.